GGAAUCAAUAACCACCGCCAGGUUGGAACCUUUCCAACUGUUGGCUUGAAUAACAAUCACUGCUCGCGAGUCACGAUUGAUCCCUUCGCAGCGACAUCACCAAGUCUUAUCCACCGAUCGAAGCGAGCCUAGUCUCGCAUGCGGGCCGCAGCACGAUCCUUGCCUAUGACGCUUGAGUCGCCAUAGCUGAGCUUCACGUCUUCCGCGACCAUUCACAUCCACCUAGACACACGACUUCACCAGCGCCAGUAAAAUGCCUCCCAAGAAGCGCGCCGCCCCCUCGAAACAAAAAGUCCAAGCGCAGAACAAAAGUGCCGGCAAGCCCUCAGCGCUCGCAAAAUCGCUCUCCCUCAGCGCCGCCGAAGAGCGCGAGGUGUCCGAGGCAUGGUCCCUCUUCUCGACCGGCGACGCGAUGAAUAGCUCCGAUGUUCGGAAUGCUCUGAUAGCACUGGGCCUCGAACCCUCCGCCACAGAGCUCUCCGAGAUCCUGGAGGCCAUCGUCGACGAGGACGAGGGCACAGUGGCGUACGAGCAGUUUCUAGAAGUUGCGGCACUAAAGCUUCGCUCCACAUCCUCGCACGACGAUAGUGAGGAGGUGGAUGAGGCAUUCAGACUGUUUACUACGGGGAACAGGAUUACGAUGCAUGAUCUGAAGCGCAUAGCUGCCGAACUGAAGGAGGAGGUCAGUGAGCAGCAGUUGAGGGAUAUGAUCGCUGAAGCUACGAAGGGGGAGAGCGGGAGAGGGGUUACUAUUGACGAGUUCGAGGGGGUCAUGAGGAGGGCGGGUGUUCUGUGAUGACUGGUUUGCUCGAACCUACCGGCGUCGUUUGGGGUUUGGCCUGGAUGAAUGGAUUCUUGAGCAGGACCCCUGACCGACAAUAAUCCAUUUCCUCGGCCCACUAGCACCAAGUGCCGAGUGAUAGUGGUAACAUCUAGAUCAUUCCGUUGCAAACCUCACCCACCAUAUAAAACCCUUCUUUCAGCCCGUCCUCGUCUCCUUCUCUACACAUCACAGCUCACCAAGGCUACUCCCGCCUACUCUUGCCACUUCAUUUG
Tricharina praecox is the source of this 1056-nucleotide messenger RNA. Its product is annotated as ef-hand superfamily Ca2+-modulated protein. NCBI's taxonomy places the organism in Eukaryota, Fungi, Ascomycota, Pezizomycetes, Pezizales, Pyronemataceae. Gene Ontology annotation, molecular function: microtubule binding; calcium ion binding. Gene Ontology annotation, biological process: spindle pole body duplication. Gene Ontology annotation, cellular component: mitotic spindle pole body; half bridge of spindle pole body. The transcript is spliced from 4 exons. The record is from RefSeq and is a predicted model, not a curated record. The coding region runs from base 254 to 796 and encodes 180 amino acids.